AUGGAUGGGUCGAGGGGUUUGGAUUUCUUACUGAUCAGCGUCAGAGACCCCAAUUAUGGCGCUACCGGCUGGCAGGGCACCUUGUUCGUCUUCGCCAUGAUCCUGGUCGCUUAUUACUUCAACGUGUACGCAUCGGGUCUCAUGGCUCGCAUGCAGAAUCUCCUGCUCGCUACUCAUGUGCUCUGCUGGGUCCUGAUCGUAGUUUCGCUCUGGGUGUUGGCUCCGCGGCAGUCGGCCGAGGCGGUUUUCACCAAAUUCGAGAACUUCGGUGGGUUCUCGUCCAUGCGUUUAACGGUGAUGGUGGGCCAACUGUCAGCUAUAUAUGGCUGUCUGAGCUCGGACGCAACAGCCCACAUGUCGGGAGAAAUCAAAGACGCCGGCCGCUACGUGCCCAUCGCAAUCACAUGGUCAUAUUUCGCCAAUGCAAUCAUGGCGUUGAUCGUGCUGAUCACGAUGCUCUUUGCGAUCCCUUCUGUGGAAGAUGCCCUCAACGACGAGUCCGGCUAUCCUCUGAUCUAUGUCGUCAAGCAGGCCCCCGAUACUUCGGGGGUACCAUUGCACUCUCGAGAACCAGUCUAG
Aspergillus homomorphus CBS 101889 is the source of this 579-nucleotide messenger RNA. RefSeq lists its product as uncharacterized. Lineage: Eukaryota; Fungi; Ascomycota; Eurotiomycetes; Eurotiales; Aspergillaceae. The coding region runs from base 1 to 579 and encodes 192 amino acids. Gene Ontology annotation, biological process: transmembrane transport. The transcript has 2 exons. The record is from RefSeq and is a predicted model, not a curated record. Gene Ontology annotation, cellular component: membrane. Gene Ontology annotation, molecular function: transmembrane transporter activity.